UCUCGAUGUAAACUAUCGCGUCUCUGUAUUAUGUUUGUAUUAUAUUUUGUGAUUUUACAACGAAAGAUACAGGUUUUCAACUUAGAAUUAUGAUUAGUUAUAAUCUUGAAUAAAGCCUAAAAAGAUAAAAUUCAGGUGUUAUAAUUAUGGCAACUAAAGACUCUGUGGCGGCGCGGCCAGCCCUUCAAGAUGCUAGUAGUCGGGCAAACCAGACCCCCAUUCUUCCGCCUUUGGGCAAGAAAGUUGCCGGACAAUCUCCCGCAACCGAAGCCGCUGUACCGGCCCCGAAGGUCGCUGCUACCGCUGGCAAGAAACGCAAAUCAGAGACGUCGCUAGACGAUGAUAUUGCCGCAUAUAAGCAGGACCUUUCCGACAUCGAAACUGAUCAUCUGUUUAUGGAUAUGAGUUGCAAUCAAGUGAGGGGCAAAAUCAACAAGCUUUUGGAUAGCGACAUGAUGAAGAAAGGCGAGUUCUGCGAUGCCAUCGGCAGCAACUUUAGAAGCCUCAACUUAUUUCUAUCUAAGAGAGGAAGUAUGGAUGGGGCCGGAAGUUCCGUUUAUACUAGCGCUUGGCAAUGGUUCAAACAGCGAGAGAUCGCUAGUCUCAAGAUGCCGGAUGUGAAAAAGCGACAGAAGACCGAAGCUGCCGCUGCCGCUGCCGCUGCCGUAGGGUCCAGUAGCGCCAGCAAGGCCACAAUACCACCAGUUUCCGGGACGGAUAUUAGCAACAUUUCUCUACCUGGCGAAGAGACCGAUUCUGUUCCAGUAUACGACACAUGUGACGAGGUUCGCAAGAAGAUCAACGCGCAUCUCAAAACGCCGGGUUUGACCGCCGCACAGUUUUGCCGUGACAUAUAUGCGCAACUCAGACAGCCCAAAGGUAAAUGUUUCCAGUCGAAGCAACUUGCCGAUUUCCGUGGCAAGAAAGGUGCCAAUGCUGGCUGCACCAGCCCGGUCUUCUAUGCUGCUUAUGUCUACUUCGAGAAGAAACGAAUUGCCGAGGGCAAACCGGAGAGCCAGCAUCGACUCAAAAUGGAGAGCAUCUGGGCCAUGAGGGGGGGCUUUGACCGCGAGCAUGACGGACGAUUUGCCUACCUAACUACAUCUGACAAGCCACUCUGUAUGGAUCAAUACGGGCUGGUUUAUCCCAUCCGAGAUUAAACCGCAAUAGGUAUCCAUUUUUUUGGUUUUCGGGUGACGGACGGGUUAUGGCACAGUAUGGUGACCGAGUUGGAGGGCAAUUCUAAAAUUAGGACGGGUCCCUGCUAUAUACUAUAGAGGAUGGCAACAUCAUUGUAAAAUAAUAUCUUUAUUUUAUCUUAAUCCAGGUAAUUACUACUGGGGGGGAUUGAGGACGUCAAUCGAGUGACAAGAGUCGAGUAGAUUCCGAGGAAAGUCUCAAGCUUGAUAUGAAUGCCUCAACAAGAACCCGACGACAAGGACAAAUGAAAGACGUUUUUAUAUGCUAGAAAACACUAAUUUUUAACGGUAUAUGGG
This is a messenger RNA of Daldinia loculata, 1496 nucleotides long. RefSeq lists its product as uncharacterized. The coding region runs from base 147 to 1160 and encodes 337 amino acids. The transcript is spliced from 3 exons. Lineage: Eukaryota; Fungi; Ascomycota; Sordariomycetes; Xylariales; Hypoxylaceae. The record is from RefSeq and is a predicted model, not a curated record.